This is a messenger RNA of Athene cunicularia (burrowing owl), 8292 nucleotides long. RefSeq names its product phosphatidylinositol 3-kinase regulatory subunit gamma. NCBI's taxonomy places the organism in Eukaryota, Metazoa, Chordata, Aves, Strigiformes, Strigidae. The coding region runs from base 507 to 2702 and encodes 731 amino acids. Gene Ontology annotation, biological process: phosphatidylinositol phosphate biosynthetic process; insulin receptor signaling pathway. Gene Ontology annotation, molecular function: protein binding; 1-phosphatidylinositol-3-kinase regulator activity. Gene Ontology annotation, cellular component: phosphatidylinositol 3-kinase complex. The record is from RefSeq and is a predicted model, not a curated record. The transcript has 15 exons.
CAGAGCUGAGCGAGCCGCUGGGCUCUCCCCUCUGGCGGGAGGCUGGAAUGGGGGGACAGGGCAGUGGGGUUGGGGUCGAGACAGCGGCUUGGUCACUAACGUGCUGCCUUUCUCUCCAGCAGAGAGAAGGUCCCCAGCGCCGUGCGGAUGAGACCAGGUUGAGAAGAGGACAGCACGUUUGUACCCAGCACCCCAAUUAGCUUCAUUUGCUCCCCUCCAUUUUCCCUGGUGAUGAAAAGGCUCCCUACCCACACCUGAGCCAAUCCUGCCGAGCCCCGAGGCAUCGGUGUGGCUCUGCAGCGAUUUUGGGACUGGAAGGGUCAGGAGCCACUCUCCAACGCGGAGAUUUUCCAAUGCCGAGAUUUUUAUUCUGAGUGUGCAGAGAAAGGAACGCUCCCCUACCCCGCUGCAUCGCCCCAGCCCAGCCAUACCUGCCCCGUGAGGACACCCCAGGCCCCCGAUGCCCAGUGGGAUUUGGGCAGCGUGACCCACACCACGCCAUCGCCAUGGCCUCCUCGGACGGGCUGCAGUACCGGGCUCUCUACGAGUACCAGAAGGACCGGGAGGAGGACCUGGCGCUGUGCCCUGGGGACGUGCUGACGGUCAGCAGGGCCGGGCUGCUCAGCAGCCCCGACUACAAGGACGGGGACGAGCGCAGCCCCCAGGGUUGGCUCCACGGCCUCAACGAGCGCACCAAGGAACGCGGUGACUUCCCCGGCACCUACGUGGAAUACCUGGGUCCUGCGCGUGUCGUCACCACCACCGCCAAGGCCAGGCCACGGCCCUUGCCCCCGCCGCCCGCUGGGACCCCCACACCCUGGGGGCUCCCUGGGCAGGCAGAGCUCACCGAGCACCCCACUCUCCCUGAGCAGGCACUGCCGACUGUGGCCAGGCUCAUCGAGGCUCUGGAAAAACAAGGUCUUGACAGCGAGGUGCUCUACAGAUCCACUCCCGGAGGGCUGGGGGAUGCUGAGCUGAAGCAGGCUCUUCUGGCGGAUGCCUCAGCUGUGGACAUGGACCUGUACGAUGCCCAGACGCUGUCGGAGGCCCUAAAGUGGUACCUCCAGGAGCUCCCAUCACCCCUGAUCCCUCCAGCUCUCUACAGCGACUUGGUCCACAUGGCUCAAGAGACCCCAGGCCUGGAGGAGUGUGGCCAGCGAGCUAGAGCCCUGUUGGCCCCCCCGGCCCUGCCACAGCCCCAGGCACUGCUCCUGCGCCAGCUCGCCCGCCACUUCUGCCGCCUCUGCCAGGGCACCCGCCGGAGCCGCCUCUCACCCCGGCUCCUUGGGGAGCUCUUCGGGGAGCUGCUUCUCCACCCCGCAGCAGCCAGCACUGAGGCGAGCCCUGAGCUCCGUGCAAGGAUCCUCGAGUCCCUCAUCGUGGCCAGUGAGGCAGCAGAGGUGCCAGCAGCCCCUGCUCUCCCUCCAAAGCCCCCCAAACCAAUGACUCCAGUCAAUACGAAUGGAAUAAAGGACAAUUCCAGUUUCUCUUUGCAGGAAGCAGAGUGGUACUGGGGGGACAUUUCAAGGGAAGAAGUAAAUGACAAAUUACGAGACAUGCCAGAUGGAACGUUCCUGGUGCGCGAUGCAUCAACCAAGAUGCAGGGAGACUACACUCUGACCUUACGGAAGGGUGGCAACAAUAAACUGAUAAAGAUCUAUCAUCGGGAUGGAAAAUAUGGCUUUUCUGAUCCACUGACGUUCAAUUCUGUUGUGGAACUGAUUAACCACUACCGCAACGAGUCUCUUGCUCAGUAUAACCCAAAGCUUGAUGUGAAGUUGAUGUAUCCAGUGUCCCGGUACCAGCAGGAUCAGUUGGUGAAAGAAGAUAAUAUAGAUGCAGUAGGUAAAAAGCUUCAAGAAUACCAUGCUCAGUAUCAGGAGAAGAGUAAAGAGUACGACAAAUUGUAUGAAGAGUAUACCAGAACAUCACAGGAAAUUCAGAUGAAGAGGACCGCAAUUGAAGCAUUUAAUGAAACAAUUAAGAUAUUUGAGGAACAGUGCCACUCACAAGAGCGCUACAGCAAAGAAUACAUUGAGCGAUUUCGCAGGGAGGGGAAUGACAAAGAAAUUGAACGGAUAAUGAUGAACUAUGAAAAAUUAAAAUCACGUCUGGGUGAGAUCCAUGAUAGUAAAAUGCGCCUGGAACAAGAUUUGAAGAAGCAAGCUCUGGACAACAGGGAGACUGAUAAGAAAAUGAAUAGUAUCAAGCCUGACCUAAUUCAGCUCCGCAAAAUCAGAGAUCAGUAUCUUGUAUGGCUCAAUCACAAAGGGGUGAGACAGAAGCGAAUAAACGACUGGCUGGGGAUCAAAAAUGAAAAUAUUGAUGACACAUACUUUGUGAAUGAAGAAGACGAAAACCUGCCACAUCAUGAUGAGAAAACUUGGUUUGUUGGGGAUCUCAACCGUAUUCAAGCAGAAGACUUGCUCUGUGGGAAGCCUGAUGGAGCAUUUUUAAUUCGUGAGAGUAGCAAGAAAGGAUGUUAUGCUUGUUCUGUGGUAGCUGAUGGAGAAGUGAAACACUGUGUGAUCUACAGCACUCCAAGAGGUUACGGGUUUGCAGAACCAUAUAACCUGUACAGCACGCUUAAGGAUUUGGUUCUUCAUUACCAGCAAACAUCCCUUGUCCAACACAAUGAUUCCCUAAAUGUCAGGCUUGCCUAUCCUGUCUACGCACAGAUGCCCCCCUCUCUCUGCAGAUAAAUUUUGGGGAGGAGGAAAGUGUUGGCUAUCUUGGAUUCUUUUCUACAAUUUUUAUUAGAACUUGGAGGGCAUUCUUUCUCCUUAGACUGCUUGUUUUGCACAAGAAGUGAUUCUGUGAAUGUGAAUCAAAAAGAGGCCUAGCAGCAACAAGACGACAACUUGGGUGUAGGUGUCCUGGUGCUACCUUAAAAGCUCAGCUGUGCUUUUACACUGAUACUUUUGUUUCCUUAUGAGGGGAAUAAACUCAACACAAUGCAUACAAAAAUACUGGAAGCAAAACAUCAUUUUAUGGAGAUAAUUUUUUGCCAGGCACCUUCAGUGGAACUUCUAAUUGGAUUUUGUUUUCUCUUGUUCUUGUAGAGACAAUUUGAAGCCUCUGUUUGAGGCAUCAGUAAUGUCUUUCAGUCUUAAACUCCCAAGAAACUAGGGGGGAAACUCUACCACAGCAAUUCUUCUCUGUUAAUUUUAGCAGCUUCACUGCGAUUCAGCCGAACUUCCAAAAGAGGGCUUGUCUUGAGGUAGCAUGGCAUUUGGUGAGAGAAGACCAAAGGAAUCAUGGGAAAGCUUCAGGUUUUUAUUUAAAUGGAAAAAUGCUUGUAAAGAAAACUUGUUUUAUUUUUUUGCCAACAGUAACAAAGUUUUGGUUUCAAUGGCACUACAGGUCUUCACUUAAAGGAAACAUUUAUAACCAAAUUGAACAUACCAAAACUUUGUUUGUUGCUAGAUUGAGCACUUAUGGGGAAGGUUGCAUUAGCAUCUGCACAUACUUUCUACACCAAAACUUGAAACAAAUAAAAGGAAAAGCUAAACGUUGUGUGACUUCAAAACACUAAAUUUGUCUGAUCUGAUGUAAUUGCUCUCUCCUCUUUUUUUUUUUUUUUUUUUUCCUUACUCCCAUUCCUCAGCUUGGGAUUCUGUUUUCAGUUUUUAGUGAUACUGUGCUUCAGAAUGUAAACUAGAAUGAAGCUUGCACUCAUCUGUUGCAGUUCUCUUGCUGAACAAUGACAGACUCUUUUAACACUUGAUUUUUGGUAUAGAAGAGGUAGAUGCAAUCGAAUGCUUCUGGAUGGCUUAUUGUACCAACUCUUUCAUGAGGUGUAGUCAUUUCCAGUUGUAUAGAAGCGAGCAUGCUAAUUAUAGAUCUCCUCUGAUUUGUUCUUUGCAAACUAGGUUCUGAACUCUCACGCCACUGCAGCCGAGCAAGAUUUUACACUGGUAUAAUCUAAAUUCCCUUGUAGUUAUUUUGGACAUGAUGCAAAACUCAGGAAGGGAAGAGAGCCGUGCUCCUCAGUUAUUGGGUGUCUGGUACCAUCCUUUGGCAAGGGCUGCUGUCAAAUACUGGCUGGGUAGUCCUGGGCUUCGUCAAGUACAGCAAUCAUCCAAUAAAUCCCCUCCCUGGAAAGUAUACAAAGCAGCUUAUUUCCAUUCCUUAAGCUUCUAAAAUGAAAAAGAGCUAAAUUUGGCAAACUGAACCACUUGGCAUCAAAGCACAACUGGCAAAGUAAUUGUUCAGUAUGCAACCUUGAAAGUUACUUUUGUUCCUAUUACUGGAAGCAGUUUCCUUGCAAUGCACCCAUUGUGCGGGACAGGAAGCAGACAGUCAUGCAGGUCUGAGAAUGCUCUAGACCUGUUUCUGACCCUGGGGCUUAUUUCCUGUUCAAAUGUGGUUGUUUUUUUUUUUUUCUAUGCCUGGGCAGUAGUGCCAAGCUUGUUGAUCUCUAAUGUUUACACGAGAAGUAUUAUUUCACUGAAUGUCAUGAAUUUGCAAGCAGGGAAAGGACAAGGCUGGAGCACUGACAGCCAUUGCAGGAAGGGUUGUCUGGUUGCCUGGCAUGCCUGUGAGAUGUUUUAUUUUGCACUAAUGACCCUGAUGCAUCCUAGGCACUUUCUAAUCAGCCAGAGUGCAAUCUUCAGGCAAAGAAUUGUGUCGAUGCCGCUUUUCUAAUUAAAUGAAACACUACAAAACUUAGCCAAGACUGGGUGAGAGAAGAAAAGUCACACAAGCUACUAUGUCAAAGUGACCCACAUCUGCUCACUUGUCCCUUCUCUCCCGCCUGCCCAAGAAAAGGAAAAAUGAGAUGUAGCCUUUGCUCGUAGUGAAAAUCUGGAAUGGAUUCCUUUAGUGGUAUAUGGACAUGGAAAUUUUUCUUUUUAAAGAAACUUGCCCUACCUCUUGGAUAAUUUGCAGUUCUAAUCUGGUAGCUGUAAAGCUAUCCUCCUCACACCUCUUGUGCAUCUAGCAUUCCCUUGGUGUUGGGCUGACUCCAAAUGCCUGGUGAGAGAAAUAAGUUCAAAGGCACAAAUGAUAGCCAGGUGCCUCAUGCAUGUGGAAAAACCUGUGCGAGAGGAGAGUCUGAUUGUUUUCUCUGCCUUUGCAAUCUUGCUGGGCUUUCUUAAUGUUAGCAUUUGAGGCUGAUAGGGCACGUAUUUCUGAUCCUGUUUUUGUGACAGAGGCAACCCGGCUGAAGUGUUUCACAUCUGCCCUGUUUUUAGGUAGGGCUCGGUUUUGUUUUAAACAAGCGCAGGUCUACUUUCAGGCUCAUAAAUCGUGGCACACCCUCGCAGUACUGACAGCAGCGGGAUAGCAAAGCGGGACUGUCUGAAGUUUCCCUGUAGUGGAAUCUGACUGAUCCUGUGAGGUCUUGGUCCAGGCUCCGGCCUCAGCUCUGCCAAGGUAAAUACAGUGUAAUUCCAUUGGCGUCCGUGAAGGUAGCUUGGCUUUAUAGUGGUGUGAGUGAGUUGGGAUUCUGGCCCCUUGCUCUCCGAGAUCCAUUUGCUAAUCGCAGGUGAUGUAUUUGCUGUGAAUGAUGCACUUGGAGCCAGUAAGCCAUCUUGAAGCAUUCUUUGAAAUUCUGUUUUGCCCAGACCUUCAGAUCAUGGCUAUGGGGUAGACUAAGCCCAUGUUCCGUGUAUUUGGCUCCAUUAUCCUCAGCAGCCUCUCCGAGUCUGUGCGUUGCUGCUGUAUCUCUCUGUGUUUGGUUUAGGCGCCUAAGUCCAAGCUGCUACAGUUGCUCCCCUUUGACUCUCCGAUGCUGUUGCACAAAUUCCUUUUGCAUCCAUUUUGCACUUGUAGGGCAAACGGAAAAUAGAUAUAAAACAGACUGACUAGUAGCUGGUGUGAUCCACAGCGCAAGGGCUUUGUCCUGCCACGCUCACUGUGCUUGGCCUAAGUCUGUUCACUCAGUAGCGUUAGACCUGUGAGAAAACUCACGGCUUCCAGGAGCUGGUCUACGCUUGCAUGACUGAGAAAUCAGAAAUGGACCUGUGAGGUGCAGGAUUACACCCUAGUAUGAAAAGCAGCUGUUAAGCCUAAAACAAACACAGGAAAUGUGAACAUAAAGGCAAAACAAAGGAACUCAAGUUCUUUUGAAACAGUAAGUUGCAAGAAGGUUUUGGGUUCAAGAGUCAAAGCGUCAGGAGGAGGAAAGGGGGAAAUAGUCUCACUGUUGCAGCAGCCGUCUGUUAUCGGACUGCAGUUAGAGGAGUACUGAUCUCAUUGACCCAUAUUGUAUUAAAUAUGUAUGUAGAGUUAAAUAACUUUUGCACAGUGUUAAAUGGGGGUGGGGGGAAUGUUGAAACUCAAAUAUGCACAGUUUCUUCUAAUCUGUUCUGAAGUAUAUUUGCAGGGAUCAGGGGUGAUUCAGUAUUUUGUAUUUGUAUGGAUGGAAAUCAGGUCUACUUCCACAGUUGCCAUUGGCCCCAUUGUGUCAGCCACGAGUGCCAUGUUUUCAAAGUUAGUAAAUUAUAAAUCUUUUCCCACUAGUUUCUUUAUUAAUUACAAGUAAUCUUAGAAUGGGAAGAAUCAAUCUAGAAACAGAGGGAUGUCCUGACCGAUGCUUCACUAAUAUGUGAAGCAGUAAUAUGUGACCAGCCACUUUCUGAUACUGGAGUGCUCUAGAUUUGUGGGUUGUACUUUGGUUUUUGGGGUUUUUUUAAUUCUCAUCAGCAGUGGAUUGGGUUGCUGCUUUGCGUUGUUGGUAGUUGCAAUCUAGAGUUCUAUCCAGUACAGCCCUCUGUCUUAUGCCAAAAAUAAAACGCUCUUUCCAUUCUCAUCUCUUUUGAUGUGGCAGAUGGUCAAGAAGUUUUCCAUUUAAUGUGAUGGGCCUGAUUCUUUUCUCGCUGACACUAGUGUAAGCAAGACUUCCACAACUGAAAGCCAUUCCCAGGAAGAGAGCUUGUAUUUAAUCGUACCUGAAGUCAAGUCACAGCAGGGCAAAAUCAAAGUUUGUCCUUCGCAAAGCCAGGCAACUGUAAUGGGGACUGUGGAAAUGAAUGUUGACACUUAGUGCUGUUUUGGGGAGGACAGGGGAAGGAGGAGAGUCGGGGUUGCCCCAAAUCCUGGGCUCUCUGCAGGUUUGGGUGGCACCGUGUCCGUAACUGAACGCUGUGGCUGUUUAAAACAGCAGAAUUGCUAUAGGAGUGUCACAUCUUAAGUUUGGAAAAGCCCCUUAUUUGGUACUUGAACAAUCUUGCUUCUGUUUUUGAAUGUCUGUUUAUUUUUUAUUUUUGUUACACUAACAGGGAAUAAAAAUCUGAAAUGUUAGUGAGUCUUGUAUGCUUGCUGCAUUGUGCAGACAUGAAACAGGUACUGCUUGUGGAUCAGGAGGGGUAAGAGACAGGUUCAAAAUGCAGUUUUACAAAGCACUAUGAUGUGUUGGGGGUUGUUUUGUUUAGAUCAUGUUUAAAAUCAGAUUUUUGUAGGUGUAGUUUCCUUAUGUUGAUUUGCAACUUCUGCUUUUGGAACAGCAAAAAUCAAAAUAACAUUCCUGAAGAACAAAGAUGCUGUGAGGGGAGGGGGCUUAGGCUUGCUCAAAUUAAGUGUUCAAAGCAAAUAGCUUUAAUGAAGAGGAAGGGCCAGCAUCCUAAAGCAUCCCUCUGGUUGUAGUUUGAUGAAGCAGUAGACAGACCAAGAAGUAGGACCUCUGCCUCGAACCACAAAAGAAAGAGGAGAUGCCAGAGCAGACCCUUCCCUUUAGAAUCAUUGGCUGUACUCUCCUUAAAUGUGUGUGCAAGGAGAUAGGAAGUUAAUAGAAGUCCUUAAGGACUUGCUCCUCUUUCUGUGUUGGAAGGGAACUUGCACUGCUGAUCCCCUCGUUUCCCUUGGCACAACCCGUGCGGCCAGAAGGGAACCAAGUUACUAGCCCAAAUAAACGUGGGCCUGUUCGUGAAGCAGCUUGGCAAGUUAAGUACUGCAUGAGGAGUAGCUUUGGAUGGGGUUAGAUGAAGUUUGUCCAACAUUUUUGUGAAUCUUGCAUUCUGUGGGCAGAAAUACUUUCCACCGAAUGGGAAGGGGAAAAAAAAAAAAAAAUCUCUCUUGAAAUCUUUUCAACUCCUUCCUAUUUGUUCACAGGGGCAGAUAGGGACCUUUAGCUUGUUAACUGUUUAGAUGAUUGCAGUGCUUGAAGUGCUGGUCUUUGGGGCUGGCUCCAUACAAUUAAUGCAGAAUUUGCUUUUUGGGGUUUUUUAAUUGCCAUUGGCAUAGACUUGCCAUAUUUUAUGACUAGACUCACCAUUUUUUCUAAAAUUUGCCUUUUAAAAAAUGUAAGAUGAGCUUAAGAGGCAAAAAAAAAAAAGAAGUAAGAACAGGCCC